AUGAAAAACUGUAGCUAUAGUUCAAAUGAAUCAGAACUAACAGAUUCGUCCGUGAAGAGUAGGGCAUGUUUCAGAGUUAGUGUGUGUUUGCGGCGUUACUUCCAGGACCAUCGCUCGCGGUGCUACAUGCUGGUGCCCCGGCGGCGACGCGUGAGGUGGUUGGAGAGACGAAUUAAGAAAGUAUUCUCAAUAAACGAUGCCUUCUGUCUGUGUAUUGACGGUCACAUGUUGCCAUCCAGCGAGCCUCUCGCACUACUUGUUCCAGGAGAGACAAUACAAGUCAUUCCUUUGAAAGAAGAAAGUAACAUUGAUAAUCUUAGCAAUGGAAAUUCCAAGGGAAUGGAGACCAUUGAUAACAGCAGCUGUGAUAUAACAGCCACAAACUCCAGUCGUGGCAUUUGUGACAUGACACCAAACAACACUUCAGAUAAUGACUUAGAGAGACCCAGCGAAGAGGUCGUUGAGAAUAUACAGUUCCCAUGCCGCGAGGAGGCUGCGACAUCUGAAUCAGUUUCAUCACUACAGAAUGAAAUGGAAGUUAUGAACCAGAGUGUAUUUGAUGAAGCCGACGGCUCAAUGGAUUCAUUGCAACAAAUGAAACAACAGGCGUUAAUGUUACUCGACGGCGGAUCCGAACCCAAGCGUCGAGUGCGUCGCCGCGUCCGUCGUCGGAAGCGUCCCUCACCGGAGGUGCGGGCGCCCUCUCCCUCCGCCUCGCGGCCGGCCCCCUCCCUCCCCCCGCCGGGCCGGGAUCACCUCCGCUUCUCCUCUCCGUCCCCGCCUCGUCUCCCGGCGCCGUCCUCGCCCGCUACACUGGACGUGGAACGAAACGAGUCAGCGUCGGCCCGCCUGCCGCGAGUCAUCACACCGCUGGCCGCAGAUUGA
Molecule: messenger RNA, 885 nt
Organism: Danaus chrysippus (African queen)
Lineage: Eukaryota; Metazoa; Arthropoda; Insecta; Lepidoptera; Nymphalidae
Source: the annotation of a GenBank genome assembly